Molecule: messenger RNA, 2298 nt
Organism: Oldenlandia corymbosa var. corymbosa
Lineage: Eukaryota; Viridiplantae; Streptophyta; Magnoliopsida; Gentianales; Rubiaceae
Source: the annotation of a GenBank genome assembly
AUGCAAAUGAUCGCUUGUAGGAAUUUGCUUUCGACUGCUAUGGCCUCCUCUUUCCCUCGUCCAACGGUGGGAAGGAGGACAAUUUGCGCAUGGCCAGGGAUGAGGCAGUUGAGCAUCAGGAAGACUCUGUUGUAUGGAUUUGUGAGACUUUUUUCAAUGCCAUUCAAGACUUUGCGUGGAGUUAGUAGAGCUGUUGGGGUUAACCGUUUCUGUAGCAUUACCAAUAUGUCGUCCACCCUGCAAAUUGAAAUUGUACCAUGCCUUAGGGACAACUAUGCAUAUCUAUUGUAUGAUCUUGACACUGGAACUGUUGGAGUGGUUGAUCCUUCAGAAGCUAUACCUGUAAUAGAUGCAUUAGAGAGGAAAAAUUGGAAUUUGAAUUACAUAUUGAAUACUCAUCAUCAUUAUGAUCAUACUGGUGGCAAUGUGGAAUUGAAAGCAAGGUAUGGUGCAAAGGUGAUUGGAUCGGGAGUAGACCAGGAUAGAAUUCCUGGAAUUGAUAUUGCUUUGGGUGAUGGAGACAAAUGGAGGUUCGCUGGCCACGAGGUGCUCAUUAUGGAUACUCCUGGUCACACACGAGGUCAUAUUAGUUUCUACUUUCCUGGAUCGAAGUCCAUAUUCACAGGGGACACUUUAUUCAGUUUAUCCUGCGGCAAGCUUUUUGAAGGAACACCUGAUCAGAUGCUUUCUUCCUUGAGGAAGAUAACAUCACUCCCAGAUGAUACGAAUGUUUACUGCGGCCAUGAGUAUACACUGAGUAAUUCAAAGUUUGCUUUAUCAAUUGAACCUGGUAAUAAGGAAUUGCAGUCUUAUGCGGCUGAAGUCAUCAAUCUGAGGAACAAAGGCUUGCCAACAAUUCCAACAACUCUUGGGAAAGAGAAGAAGUGUAAUCCAUUCCUUCGGACUUCAAGCGCAGAAAUCCGUCAGUCAUUGAAUAUUCAACCUGAGGCAGACGCUGCUGUUCUCCUCGCUGCUGUUCUCCGGCAACCUCUUUGCUCUUCUUCCGACGCUGCUUAUUCUUCUCCGACGUUCUUGCAUUCUGCCGUUGCUUUUGUUGCUGUCCUUCUUCACCGCCGCUGCCUUUCUCUGCCGCUGCUGUUCUCCUCUGCUGCUGCUGCCUUUCUCUGUUGUAGUGCUGCUGCUGUUGCUAUUCCGCUGCUGCUAUUCACACUGCUCUUCAUCAGGCUUCUCAUACGACGCUGCUGCUCUUCAGACAACGACGCUGCUGCCUUUCUCUCCGACGUUCUGGUUGUUCGUCAGUCGGCUGCUGUUCCUUCGUCACCAUCACGGCCACUACAUCACUGCUGGUGCGAAGGUGCUGCUGCCCCUCAUGAUCUGAAGACUCCUACUUCAUCUCGCGUUACUACUGAUGCUCCUUAUGGGCAUCAAGUUUUUUGCUUUGUUGAUGGUACCAAUCCUUGUCCUUCUCUUGGUGAUCCUGACUAUAAUCAAUGGGUUCAGAUUGAUUCUCUCGUGCUCUCUUGGAUUCAGGCUACUUUCUCUCGUGAGAUUUUGCGCAAUAUUAUCACUCCGGGUACUUCUCUUACUGUGCAAUCUGCUUGGGACAAGAUUGAAAAGAUUUUUUGUGAUCAUGUUGAGUCUAAAAUCGUUCAUCUUCGUCAAGAAUUUUAUCAUUGUGAAAAGGGUGAUCUCUCUAUGUCUGCUUUCUUAGAUCGUCUGAAAGAAUUUUAUGAUUGUUUGGUCUCUAUCAGUGAUUUAAUAACCUAUCGUGAUGUUGUCAUGCAAGUUGUUAUGGGAUUGGGUCCUGAAUAUAAUGCAGCCACUUCUCAGAUUUGCGCUCAAAAGCCACUUCCGACUUUUGAUGAGUGUCGUUCGCGGCUUCUGCUUGAAGAAUCCAAAUUGGCGAAACAACAUCAGAGAGCCACGUUGGGUAUGGCUUCUUCUCAAGUCCUUGUUGCUGAGCCGGUUUCUUCGCCGAAUGUUGCGUCUAUUCCUUCUCAUGCUGCAUAUGAUGCAGCUCCUUUUCAGUCUUCUUCGUCAUCUGGAGGCCGACGUGGAGGUGGUCAUCGUGGAGGAGGUCGUCGUGGAGGUGGUCGUGCAGGAUGGCAGCAAUCGGGAUUUCGUCCGAAUCCUCCUGCUUCUUCGAUUCUUGGUGCGUCUCCCCCUUAUGGGAAUCCCGCGCCUGCACUUCCUCAAUUCCAGCAUUCUGUCCAAUGCUACAACUGCCGAGGUUAUAGCCAUGUUGCCCGGUUAUGCCCUUCUGUUGUUAUGAACGCAAGCCACUCUACUCCGCCGUUUACUGCAUAUCCGGCUUCCUCUCAAUCUGCUACUCCAUAG